This is a messenger RNA of Anopheles maculipalpis, 1593 nucleotides long. Its product is annotated as cytochrome P450 6g1-like. Bases 1 to 1593 code for a protein of 530 amino acids. Gene Ontology annotation, molecular function: oxidoreductase activity, acting on paired donors, with incorporation or reduction of molecular oxygen; iron ion binding; monooxygenase activity. The transcript is spliced from 7 exons. The record is from RefSeq and is a predicted model, not a curated record. Lineage: Eukaryota; Metazoa; Arthropoda; Insecta; Diptera; Culicidae.
AUGAUCUACCCCAGCAUGGAUUCCGGCCAGAGCUAUCUCUGGCUAAUGUUACUGUGUGCCGUGCUAUACCUAUUCUGGUUCUUAACGACCAACGGAACACGAUACUGGCGGCGUGUCCGGGUGCCAUACAUCGAGGGCCGUCCACUGGUGGGCAACUUCUACGAAGCGGUGCUGAUGCGAAAAUCAAUGUUCGACCUGAUGGACGAACUGUACGUGCACGAGCGCGUCCGGGACAGUGCGCUGUUUGGCAUCAGCAAGCUGACCACCCCCACCCUCGUACUGCGCGAUCCGGAACUCAUCAAACAGAUACUAAUUAAAGAUGCAGCGUUCUUUUGCAAUCGCACCACUUGCACCGAUCCACAUGGUGAUCUGAUCGGGUACUACAACUUGUUGAUGAUUAAAAAUCCAGCUUGGAAGCAGCUACGGUCCUACCUUACGCCGUCGCUUAGCUUGAGCAAAAUCAAGCAAAUGUACCGGCUGCUCGAUCAGGUUGGUGCAGAAAUGGUGGCAUCACUCGAUGCGCUGCCGGAGAAACGGGCGAACGUUCGUGAAACGGAAUUUAAAGAACUUUGCGCACGCUUCACCACCGACGUCAUUGCGAGCACCUUCUUCGGCAUGCAGGCCAACUGUCUGAAGGAUGAGCAGUCCGAAUUUCGUUACUAUGGGCGCAAGAUCUUCGAAUAUGGUCCAGUGCGCGGUAUGACGAUGGCAUCGUUCUUCUUUAUUCCCGAUCUCGUACCCUAUCUGCGCUUGAAACUGUUCCCUCGCGAUACGGAAGCUUUCCUGAGGAGUAUUAUUGAGCAGGAAAUUGCAAGGCGCGAAAAGACGGGCGAAAGUCGAGGUGAUUUCAUCGAUUCUAUGAUUGCGCUCAAAAAUAACAAUGCUACGAUAGGUGUGGAGAAGAAAAUACCACUGAAAGGUGACAUACUUGUUGCGCAGGCGGGCACCUUCUAUAUGGCCAGCUUUGAAACGACCUCCUCUGUACUAUCGUUUGCUCUUUACGAGUUGACAAAAAAUCAACAAAUACAAGCUAAACUCAGGGAAGAAAUCCGUCUUAUUGUACGUAAAUAUGGACAAGACAUCCCUUACGAAGCGUAUGCCAACGAGAUGCCCUAUCUAGGCAUGGUCAUUUCCGAAACGGCUCGCCUUUAUCCAGUUCUACCAUUCAUCGAGCGACAGUGUAACCUACCGAAAGGUAGUACGGGGUACAAGCUAGAACCGCUCCACGACUACGUCAUCCCCAAUCAUAUGCCAGUGCUGAUUCCCAUCUACGCAAUACAUCGAGAUCCAAAGUUUUUCCCCGACCCGAUACGCUUCAAUCCGGAACGAUUUGCCAAAGAGAACUUGGACCAAAUACAGCCCUGCACGUACAUGCCGUUCGGCGUAGGACCACGCACCUGCCUUGGAUCACAUUUUGGAACGUUGCAAAUUAAGAUAGCACUCUUGAAGCUGCUCUCAAAGUAUCGUAUCGAUCGUUCAUCGUCCACACCGGAAGUGUUAACUUACCGGAAGAAUGCUUUCACACUGAAUUCCAACGAAGGAUUGUACGCCGAUCUGGUCCAGGAUGUUCUGGAGGUGUACGUGAUCAGUUGA